UGCCAGUUGAGCCAAGAUGGAGGCUCUACUUUGGCUUUACUGUGUUUUGUGCUUAGUUUGCUACCGCUGUGCUGCGCUCCAAGUGCAGAGACAGAGUUUGAGUUCAAGCUCAUUGAUUGGAAAUCUACCACCAGUGGACAGUUACAUUGAUGUACCUUGGCUGGCAUCUAUGCCUGGAAAUUGCCAGGGUAUUGUUCUGACUCCAUGGCUGAUUCUUUCCACAGCUAACUGUCUGAAGAAAUCGAAACUCUCACACCUGGACAUUUCAGGAGUAAAUGACCCAGAAAGCAUUCCACACGGUCAAAAAAUUUGCCUCCAUCCAAAGUUUGAUCCUCAAGAUGAAAACGAUCCAUUGAAAGCAGAUAUUGGCCUGGUCAUCCUUGAAGAGCCUCUCUAUGGGGAUGAGAUACCAAUAUCUCAGUCCCCUAAUAUAUCCUUAAAAAGCUGUUCUAAGUGCCAAUACAGAAGUUGUGAAGUGUAUGAAUAUCAGAGUAGCAAGAAGCUUGGAACCACACGAGUAAAGAAGAUAGCUGUGCAGCUGCUAGACUUCUCAACAUGCCACCAUCAGCAUUCCUAUCUGGAGAAGAUUGAGGGCUUGUGUAUUCAGAGUCAACCACGGGAAGACUGCUGGAUACAGAGAGCCAGUCCUGUUCUAUGUCUCCUAAAGAACCACUGGGAACUGGUAGGCCUCACACACAAGACUUCAAGGAUAUGUCAAAAUCCCACAGUCAUCAUUAGAACAGCUCCUUACUUUUCCUGGAUGAAACGAUUCAUCAAAGCAUCUAAGAAGCUACUAAAUCCUACUUCUUCCUUACACUGUAGGACAUUGCAGGAAAAUGAGCAUGUCCCCCAGAUCAGACAUGGCCAUAAUUAUAUUCCAACCCUGGCUUCUCCUAAUAUCUCCUUGAGGUCUUUUCAAGAAAACUCAGGCAUUUCUCCACAAACCAAACGUGUCAAAGAUCUAACACUCUUUAAUUUUAGUAAUGUGAAUUCUAUUACUAAUGUACAUAAAUUGUCCCUUGACAAAAGCCAAACCUCAAAAGCUGUCAGGCUUCCAGCUGAGCAAAUGAAGUCAUUGCCUGGUGCUAGACUUCCAGAAAACUCUGGACAGAAUUUAAUUCAUCAAGUUACCCUUUCGCAUAAUGCAGGCAAUUUAUAUAAAUAUCCAUUAUCUCAGCUUGUUUCUGAACCAGUUAUGUCAUAUCCUUCUCCUAAGGCUGAUGGAGCUAAACCCUGGGGUUUUCAAUCGGAUAAUCCUGAUCAAUCUUUUGAUAAAAUCAUGGCUGACAUAAUUAAACAAUGGAGUCCAUCUGUAGAUGAUGAAACGGAGCCUGUCCAUUCCCAUGAGGCUAGUACAACUGAUGAUUCUUUGUCAGGAAAUGCUUCUCAUUUCGAUGAAUAUGCAAACAUUUUGAAAGCUAUGCAAAAUCAAUCUCAGCAUCAACACACAACUCAGACCAACAUAGGACCAAAUUUUUCUUUAGCUGAAAAAGAGAUACCCUGGGUAUUUUUUACUUCAAGUGGAGCUGUUAACAAAACAGGUCUGCCCAUAGACUCCCUACUAGCAAAUAAAACUUUGGAUCUCUCUAUUUUUGAAAGUAGAAGGAUUCCUAAACCAAGUGGUACAGUCGAGCCUGGGAGUUCUCCCUCUAAGUCUAAAGCAAAUGUUCAAGAUCAACUAGUUAUUGAUUCAGUAAGAUCUCAGAAUCAUCCUGUGUCUGAUGCAGAUAAAUUCCAGAUUGUACCAAUGGUCAACUUAGGUACACCCUCAACUUCUAAAGUGGCUACCUAUGCAUCUUUGUCUAACGAUCUUGAGGCUAAAACCCCACCAUACCAAAUUCCAUACAGUACACUACCAUCACAAGGCCAGUCUUCAUUUAAGGACCUGAUACAGCCUACAGUUGAAACUCAACCAUUACUGAAAACUGAAUCUGAGAAAGCUGGACACCAAGAGCAUUAUUGAAGCUCAUAUGUUUAUUGAGAAUAGUUACCUUUACUCCCCUGGAAAAACUUAUAUCCUCAUUUGAAAUGUUAUUUGUCCUUUUCAAAAUAUUAAAAUAAAAACAAACUAA
Messenger RNA from Mesocricetus auratus (golden hamster), 2072 nucleotides. RefSeq lists its product as uncharacterized. Gene Ontology annotation, biological process: proteolysis. Gene Ontology annotation, molecular function: serine-type endopeptidase activity. The transcript is spliced from 5 exons. The record is from RefSeq and is a predicted model, not a curated record. The coding region runs from base 17 to 1963 and encodes 648 amino acids. Lineage: Eukaryota; Metazoa; Chordata; Mammalia; Rodentia; Cricetidae.